Messenger RNA from Oryza brachyantha (malo sina), 590 nucleotides. RefSeq lists its product as uncharacterized. The transcript is spliced from 3 exons. Bases 110 to 343 code for a protein of 77 amino acids. NCBI's taxonomy places the organism in Eukaryota, Viridiplantae, Streptophyta, Magnoliopsida, Poales, Poaceae. The record is from RefSeq and is a predicted model, not a curated record.
UUCCGUGUCUCCCCUCCCCUUCUCCCACGCGCGUCGCCUCGCCUACCCGACCAGAAUUAAUUUUCUUUCUUUCUCGUAGCAGCGGAGCCGGAGAGGAUUCGAGGUCGACAUGGGCGGCGGCAAUGGCCAGAAGUCCAAGAUGGCCAGGGAGAGGAACAUGGAGAAGAACAAGGGCGCCAAGGGGAGCCAGCUCGAGGCCAACAAGAAGGCCAUGAACAUCCAGUGCAAGGUAUGCAUGCAGACUUUCAUCUGCACUACCUCUGAAACCAAGUGCAAGGAACAUGCUGAGGCGAAGCAUCCCAAGACCGACCUCUUCCAGUGCUUCCCUCAUCUCAAGAAAUAAUGGUGGCGACAUCUGCUCAAUCAAAAAAGAGAGAAGAGAAGCUGCCAUAAUCCACUAGUAUCAUCUUGUAUGCAAUGACUGGUUGCCCUGUCCAUGGGCCUAAACUUUUGUCAGCUGCUGCUGCUGCUGCUUUGGUUGUGUGCCUCAUCUAAUAUGUAACCCUCUAUCAACCUGUUGUGCAACAAUAUUAAUCUUGUGUGGAUUUGCUGUCUGUGUUCAGUGAAUACGUCACUUGCAAAAUUUCACU